Molecule: messenger RNA, 1779 nt
Organism: Oikopleura dioica
Lineage: Eukaryota; Metazoa; Chordata; Appendicularia; Copelata; Oikopleuridae
Source: the annotation of a GenBank genome assembly
AUGAUGAUUUUCUAUCCAUGCGACGAUGCUAAUCGCUGUGAUCCCAAUCCUUGUGGAGAUGGGCAAACUUGCGUUCUCGACGCAACCAAUCAGCCGAUUUGCGAAUGUCCGGAAGGAUCGCUGCUGAAUUCGGCCGGAACAUGCCAAGUUGUGGCUUCAAUGGCCGUCGAUGAUUUUUCAGAUCUUGUGAAUUACAAAUUCAUAAGACUUCGCCGUAGCCCCUCAGUCUCUCUUUACGACAACAACGGUCUUGUGAUUGACCUUGCGAGUGCCGACGCAAGUGAAAUCACAGUUCUUGCAGAAGUAGAAGAAUGUGGAGAAUCAUUAACAGUUGAUGAAUGCCCUUUAGAAAAAAAUUCCGCAAUAUUAAACGGAGAAUCUGCGACGCUGAGCUCUCUGAUAUUUCUCAAGUCUGUCAAUCAGCGACUCAGAUUUUCUCUCCGAAAAAAUGGAGUCAAUUUCCUACCGGACAUCUGGAGCAUUUCCGGCGAGUUUGUGAUUAAAGAUGGACUGGAAGCAGCGCCGUGGAAUAUCACAUGGACAGGCGAUCAUUCAACGAAAAACGCUGAUCAAUUCGGAAACUUCGAUUUAGACAAUAUUACAUUCUACUAUACCGACGUGGACGAUCACGUCGCCGUUCCUGCCGGCAACUAUUUUUUAAGUCUUAGAAUUGUCGCCUUCGACAGCUGGGGACCCGAGGAUAUGUUUUUUCUAGAUGAAAAUUAUGGAGGGUCUGUUAUGUCUUCUGGAAUUUUCGAGCUAACUCUUUCUGACACUUGUGCGCAGGAAUGUAACGCAAAUGGAUAUUGUCAUCCGACAGCAUCGACUUUCGGCACUCCAUCUUGUGUCUGCAACGACGGUUACGAAGGCGACGGUGUCGAUUACUGUAUCGAGGUCAUCGACGAAUGCACGAGCAAUCCAUGCCCUGCCGAACAAGAAUGCACAGCUGAUGAUUGCCUUGAUAUUGAUGAGUGCGCGGACAAUCUUCAUGUCUGUAGCGAUGGAACUAGCUGUGAAAACACAUUUGGCGGGUACUUCUGCAAUGCAGACAACAAUCAGCCAAGUUGCGACCCAAACUGCGAUGCUGGCUUCUUUUGCGAUUCGGCAACGGAAACAUGUGUUGACAUAGACGAGUGCUCUGAGGGCACUCACGAUUGCAAGGAUUUCGAAAGCUGCAGAAAUACAAACGGAAAAUUCAUGUGUGAUUUCGACAACAGUCAGUGUCGUGACGAUUUACCGCGACCUGAAUGGAAAGGGCGAUCAGGAAUGCGAUACGUUUAUCAAUCCUCUAACGGCGCCGUGAUGGGUAUGAAGUUCAAGAACAAGUUCAAAACGGUCAACAUCCGCAACGAACUCUACACGGGCGUCAUUAUGUUCACCAAGACUGUCUGCGGAAUGGACUUUCUUCGCGCCCUUCAAGAUGGCAGAGUACGAAUCGACCUCGUGGAUUCAUCCCCUCUCUAUCAGAUGCAUGAUUUUCACUACAAAAAUCAGCAGAAGUACUCGGCCAUCGGUUUCACAUUUGAUCUUCUGAGCAUCGAAACAAAAGAUAUGCCCUGGUCUUUCAAGUCUGGAAUUCCAACCAAAAAUAUGGGCUCUGAUGACGUCUAUAUUUCCUUCACAGGUUUGGAACAAGUCAACUGGCUCACGAAUCAGGAGAAUUGCCUUCUUCUUGGCGCUCAGGCAGCUCUUCCUUACGACGAUUUCGACGAAGUCGACAGAGCAUGUUUCGUCGAUUUGAAGACUUUCUGGAAAACGCCCCCUCUUCCGAAUCCUUAA